This is a messenger RNA of Amoebophrya sp. A25, 574 nucleotides long. The record is from the annotation of a GenBank genome assembly. NCBI's taxonomy places the organism in Eukaryota, Dinophyceae, Syndiniales, Amoebophryaceae.
AUGGAUCAUAAAGACGUAGUUGAUGCGCGAACUGAGGGAGUUGAGGCAGUACUGCGGUCGUUGUCACCGAGAAUGCGACGAGCUGGGACGUCGAGUGGGUAUUCUUACUCAUUUUGAUGCAGACGUGCACGUGACUUAUCUGAACUUAUUGACUAAUAUAAUCUGAUUUUCAUUUUCCUGUUUUUGACACUUGAUAAUGCUGUUGAUAGUUACCCUUUUCUCUUUUAUAUCUUCCUCUGGUCUGUUUUUUUUCUAGUUAGGUCGGCUCCACCACAAUUAUAGACAGGCUUACUGUUCUUUCUAUUUUCAAUUUCACGUGCGACCAAACGUCGACCUUCAGAAAACUAACAGGAGCCCCAUCCUCCGCAUGCUCUCCAACCACACUUUGGCCGACCACGAACGCAUCCGAGACACCCUUCGCAUGUGCGAGAACAGUCCCAAACUCUGUAAGUCCGUACCGCAGAACCUUCUGCUGGAUCAACUAGCCGAUUUUAACGUUUUUGCGCCAGUGUUGAUGUCUGCGACUUCACGUCGUGCUGUGGCGAAGAAGAUAGCCCCGUGUGAUGAAGAUGCC